Molecule: messenger RNA, 1287 nt
Organism: Rotaria socialis
Lineage: Eukaryota; Metazoa; Rotifera; Eurotatoria; Philodinida; Philodinidae
Source: the annotation of a GenBank genome assembly
AUGAUAGCUUUUCAAUUUUCAACUAUUUCAAUAAUUUUAAUUGUUGUAUCGUUUUUACACAUUGAUGCCUCAAUUCAUCGAUAUAUUCGACAAGUAACAGCAACUCAGUGUCAAUAUCCAAACAUCGUGAUGUGUGAUUAUGUUCAAUGUACAAAUGGACGCUGUGUAGAAGAUAAAAACAGUGUUGACUGUUACAAAUGUCAAUGUGCUCCUGGUUUCACAGGCAAACUAUGUGAUUCACCUAUUGUUACACCAAGCGCAUGUAAUCCCAGUUGCCAAAAUGGUGGUGAAUGUUCACAAACGGCUACAAAUACAUUUAUUUGUAUUUGUCCACCAGAGUAUACUGGUAAUCAAUGUGAAACAUCUGUAUUAGACAAUCAUCCGUGUAUAACAAUUCCAACAAUUGUGUGCCAAAAUGGUGGAGCAUGUAACAUAAAUGGAGCUGAUUACUUAUGUAGCUGUGCAAUCGGAUGGACCGGACGGAAUUGUCAAACACCACAAAACUCUUGUCCUGUUGACUACUGUCUAUCGGGUGGUACUUGUCAAAUGAAUGGAAGUGCUCCGUAUUGUAAUUGUCCAGCAACACAUUUCGGUCAACGUUGUGAAAUAUUAAUUGGAGGAUUAACCACAACCACAACCACAACCACAACCACAACCUCAACUACAUCGGCAGGAACACCACCAUCCAUUAGUUGUGCAACAAAUCCCUGUUUAAAUGGUGGAUCAUGUUAUGCUACUGGCAACAGUGCUCUAUGUCUGUGUAAACAAGGAUGGUCAGGUCAAUUUUGUAGUGUACAAAAUGUAAUAACGACAACAAUAGCAACUACAACAGCCACCUCUGGCACUUGUUCUCCAAAUCCAUGUUUAAACGGUGGUUCAUGUCUUCGACAUGGUAAUAGUUACAUUUGUGUUUGUACAUUACAAUACACAGGCCCAACAUGUGCAUUGGUUAGAACUACAACGGCACCUCCAGUCAUCUCACCAAAUUCUACAAUUACAUGCUUACAGCAGCCAUGUCGAAAUGGUGCAACUUGUUAUAAUAGUGGUAGUUCAUACUUUUGCUAUUGUGGUUCUAAUAAUUUGUAUACUGGUAAAAAUUGCGAAACAAACAUUUCCCCACUACCAACAACAACAACGCCAUCACCAACAACAAUAACGCCAUUACCAACAUCUAAUUGCCCAUUAAACUGUGGAUCUGGUACUUGUGUUAAUGUUGGCAGUGGUAAUCAAAUACUAUAUGCUUGUUUGUGUCAAGGUACUCUGACCCCAACAGCUUGUUUAAAAUAG